UCUAAGGUUCUGAAAGUGCGAAGAAAAUUACUUACACAUUAUCCAUAAACAAAAUUCAAACGACGACAACGGAAGAUAAAAAUAUAACCAAACUCCUUUGACCUUUGUAAGGUAUGAGCCAAAUCCUUACGAUAAGACCAAUUUUAUUUGUCACAUUCAUAAUAAUUAUCAAUCUUGACACACUACACUUUAUAUAAAUACCUCCAAAACUUUGGAUGCAUUCAUCAAAUAUUUCACUUGGCAUGUGUCCUCUAAAUUUCUCUCUCUAUAUAUAUAACAUUGGUUGCAAUAGUAUUCCAAUCAACCAACCCUAACUCAUUGCUUGGAAAAUUUGUUAUGAAAUGAAAUUUAAGGGUGAUAUUGGUUUAUUCCUCCUUCUUGUUGCCACUUUUUUGGUGUAUGCAUCGGCUGGUAAUUUUAUGAAAGAUUUUGAAAUAACAUGGGGUGAGAGUCGUGCCAAAGUCCUUGAAAAUGGGCAGAGUCUCAGCCUGACCUUAGAUAAAUCUUCUGGCUCUGGCUUUCGUUCCAAAUAUGAGUACUUGUUUGGGAAAAUUGACAUGCAACUCAAACUUGUAGCUGGUAACUCUGCUGGCAUUGUCACAGCCUAUUAUCUAUCUUCUCUAGGGUCUACUCAUGAUGAAAUAGACUUUGAAUUUCUUGGUAACUUGAGUGGUGAUCCUUAUAUUCUUCAUACAAACGUAUUCACACAAGGGAAAGGGAAUAGAGAGCAACAAUUCUAUUUGUGGUUUGACCCUACCAAGGACUUCCACACAUAUUCCCUUCGUUGGAAUCCUAAAAGCAUCAUAUUCUCUGUGGAUGGAAGACCAAUAAGGGAGUUCAAGAAUUUAGAAUCAAAAGGGGUUCCUUUUCCAAAGAACCAAGCCAUGAGGAUAUAUUCAAGUCUUUGGAAUGCAGAUAAUUGGGCCACUAGAGGUGGGAUUGUGAAAACAGAUUGGACCAAUGCUCCAUUCAUUGCCUCAUAUAGAAACUUCAAUGCAAAAGCUUGUAUUUGGACUUCUUCAGGUUCUUCUUGUUCUUCCAACAAAUCUCCAUUAUCAUCAUCCACAUCCCAAUCAUGGUUAAGAGAAUCACUUGACUCAAAAGGGAUACGUAAAAUUCGUUGGGUGCAAAAGAAUUACAUGAUAUAUAAUUACUGCACUGAUUAUAAACGGUUCCCACAAGGCUUCCCAGCUGAAUGUAUUACCAGUAAACCACACAAAUUGUAAUAUAAAAGUGUAAAAGCUCGGAUUUAUAUCCUCUAUGGCGGUUGCACAAUGCAAUGGCCUUUAGAAUCGUUAGAUCUCGAGAGUGAAACUUUUUCUCAUUAGAUUUAAUGGUUUUAGAGGCCGCAUCAUGCAGUGGCCAUAGAGGACUCCUACACAAAAAAGCCCUAUAUUGGACGCGUGAAAUAUAAGUGAUUUUUUUCUUUAGUAAAUUUAUAUUGAAACUAUAGGAUUGAUCGUUUAUGUCUUGUGCAUUAUUACAUUGUAGGUGUAUAAGAAGGAAAAAAACAAGGCAUGUAUGAUAAUGAUAGCAAUAAGUGGUGAAAUUGUAUAUU
Medicago truncatula (barrel medic) is the source of this 1558-nucleotide messenger RNA. Its product is annotated as probable xyloglucan endotransglucosylase/hydrolase protein 23. The coding region runs from base 342 to 1226 and encodes 294 amino acids. Gene Ontology annotation, molecular function: xyloglucan:xyloglucosyl transferase activity; hydrolase activity, hydrolyzing O-glycosyl compounds. The transcript is spliced from 3 exons. Gene Ontology annotation, biological process: xyloglucan metabolic process; cell wall biogenesis. NCBI's taxonomy places the organism in Eukaryota, Viridiplantae, Streptophyta, Magnoliopsida, Fabales, Fabaceae. The record is from RefSeq and is a predicted model, not a curated record. Gene Ontology annotation, cellular component: cell wall; apoplast.